This is a messenger RNA of Hypanus sabinus (Atlantic stingray), 4706 nucleotides long. It is a transcript of the gene exoc1, whose product is annotated as exocyst complex component 1. Gene Ontology annotation, cellular component: plasma membrane; exocyst. NCBI's taxonomy places the organism in Eukaryota, Metazoa, Chordata, Chondrichthyes, Myliobatiformes, Dasyatidae. Gene Ontology annotation, molecular function: phosphatidylinositol-4,5-bisphosphate binding. The coding region runs from base 115 to 2823 and encodes 902 amino acids. The record is from RefSeq and is a predicted model, not a curated record. Gene Ontology annotation, biological process: Golgi to plasma membrane transport; exocytosis. The transcript has 19 exons.
AGUGCAAAUAACAUUUGUGAAAAAUACGAUCUCGAGUGAAAACGAACAAUUUGAAAAAAUCACCACAUGGUAUCUUGAAGAUCUUAAACUUGUGGAUGGAAAAGAAGCAAAUCAAUGUUCAGAAUGACAGCAAUCAAGCACGCAUUGCAGAGGGAUAUUUUCACUCCAAAUGAUGAACGAUUGCUCAGCAUUGUCAAUGUAUGCAAGGCAGGCAAGAAGAAAAAAAACUGCUUUCUGUGUGCUACAGUAACAACAGAGCGACCAGUUCAAGUAAAUGUUGUUAAGGUGAAGAAGUCAGAUAAGGGGGAUUUCUACAAACGGCAGACAGCAUGGGCAUUGCGAGAUUUGGCUGUUGUCGAUGCUAAAGAUGCUAACAAGGAGAAUCCAGAGUUUGAUUUGCACUUUGAUAAAGUGUACAAGUGGCUUGCUAGCAGCACAGCAGAGAAAAAUGCUUUCAUUUCUUGUAUUUGGAAACUUAAUCAGCGAUAUCUUAGAAAGAAGAUCGAGUUUGUCAAUGUUAGUUCACAGUUAUUGGAAGAGUCUGUUCCAAGUGGCGAAAAUCAAAGUGUGGCUGGUGGGGAUGAAGAAUCCUUGGAUGAAUACCAAGAGUUGAACGCAAGAGAAGAACAAGAUAUUGAGAUAAUGAUGGAUGGUUGUGAAUAUGCUAUCUCAAAUGCUGAAGCCUUUGCAGAAAAAUUGUCUAGGGAAUUACAAGUGUUAGAUGGGGCCAACAUCCAAUCCAUUAUGGCUUCAGAAAAGCAGGUGAACAUUCUAAUGCAAUUGCUGGAUGAAGCUCUUAAAGAAGUGGAUGAGAUUGAGUAUAAGCUGAGCAGUUAUGAAGAAAUGCUACAAAGUGUAAAGGAACAAAUGGAUCACAUUUCCCAAAGCAAUGACCUCAUACAACUUAGUAAUACUAAUAAUAUGAAGCUUUUGGAAGAAAUAGAAUUUCUUGUGAAUUAUUUGGACCUAUCCAAAGGCCAUAUUAAAGCCCUCACGGAUGGGGAUCUUUCUUCUUCUAAAGGUAUUGAAGCUUGCACCAAUGCUGCCGAGGCCCUUCUACAGUGUAUGAAUGUGGCCCUUCGACCAGGACACGAGGAGCUUCAUGCAGUGAGACAGCAGCAACAGCAGUUCAGGGAUCUGCGUGAACAGUUUGCUAGGAGACUGACCAAUCAUCUUAAUAAUGUCUUUGUUCAGCAGGGGCAUGAUCAAAGUUCAACUUUGGCUCAGCACUCGAUUGAGCUGACUCUCCCCAAACACCUUCCGUUCCAUCGAGAUCUACUUAGAUAUGCCAAACUUAUGGAAUGGUUGAAGAAUACUGAUCGUGAAAAAUAUGAAGGUUUGAAUAAGAACUAUGUAGACUAUAUUUCUAGACUGUAUGAAAGGGAAAUUAAGGAGUUCUUUGAGGUUGCAAAGAUCAAGAUGACUGGAACAUCAAAAGAAGGAAAGAAGUUUGCCACACUUCCUCGAAAAGAGAGUGCUGUCAAACAAGAUAUAGAAAGUCUUCAUGGAAGUUCUGGAAAACUUACAGGUUCUACUUCUAGCCUAAACAAACUGUCUGUUCAGGGGUCAGGAAAUCGUCGCUCUCAGUCAUCCUCGCUGCUUGACAUGGGAAACAUGUCUGCUUCGGACAUUGAUGUGGCUGAUAGAACCAAAUUUGAUAAGAUUUUUGAACAGGUCUUAAGUGAAUUAGAACCUCUCUGUUUGGCUGAACAGGAUUUCAUCAGCAAAUUCUUCAAGCUACAACAAAGUCCAGCUUUACCAGGCUCAGUAGUGACAGACUACAGUGAGGUGGAUGGAGGACAUCUGUCUCGGUCAGUCAAUCUUUUGGGAGACAAGUUCUCUGUGCCAUCUGAAAAAGAGGAGGCAGGCAUUAUUCGAUCAAUGAUGAUUAAAGUUUUCCGCUGUAUUGAGCCAGAACUGAACAACCUCAUUUCACUUGGGGAUAAAAUUGACAGCUUUAACUCAUUGUACAUGUUGGUAAAGAUGAGCCAUCAUGUUUGGACAGCAGAGAAUGUGGACCCUGCAUCCUUUCUCAGCACCACAUUAGGAAAUGUCCUUGUGACAGUCAAGAGAAAUUUUGACAAAUGCAUUUGGAAUCAGAUUAAGCAGAUGGAAGAAGUGAAGAUAUCAAAGAAGAGUAAAGUUGGAAUUUUACCAUUUGUAAGUGGGUUUGAAGAAUUUGCUGAACUAGCAGAGUCCAUCUUCAGAGCUGCAGAACGAAGGGGUGACCUGGACAAAGCCUACACCAAACUAAUUCGGGCAGUUUACAACAAUGUGGAAAAAGUUGCUAACGAAAGUCAGAAAACGCCACGAGACGUUGUGAUGAUGGAAAACUUUCACCACAUUUUUUCAACACUCUCUCACCUUAAAAUUGCAUGUCUAGAGGCAGAAAGGAGAGAAGCUAAGCAGAAAUACACGGAGCAUUUGCAAUCUUAUGUGAUAUAUUCUCUGGGGCAACCUCUUGAGAAACUUAAUCAUUUCUUUGAGGGGAUUGAAGCCCGUGUAGCACAGGGUAUCCGAGAAGAGGAAGUGAGUUAUCAGCUGGCUUUUAACAAGCAAGAGCUAAGAAAGGUUAUCAAGGAAUACCCUGGAAAAGAAGUGAAAAAAGGACUAGACAAUCUGUACAAAAAAGUGGACAAACAUCUCUGUGAGGAGGAAAAUUUGCUGCAGGUCAUGUGGCAUUCAAUGCAGGAUGAAUUCAUUCGUCAGUACAAGCACUUUGAGGGACUGAUAGCACGCUGUUAUCCUGGAUCUGGGAUCACAAUGGAAUUCACCAUUCAAGACAUUUUGGAAUAUUUCUCUAGCAUUGCUCAGUCUCACUGAAGAAAUGUGUGAAUGUUAACUGUGUCCUGUAGAAUUUUCAUAAAAUUUCCUUUGCUAAUUCCUGCAGGCUGUUACUUUCAGAGAAAUUAUUAUUUAAUGUCAUCUUAAUGUUGUCUGCAUUUAGAAAAAUGUUCACUUUAGCAGCCCAGAUUAGAGAAACUGUUUGCAAUUAAUGUGUGUGCAUUAGCAAAAAUAAUUUCCAAUUUGGAAUGCAGUUCUGUGAUGCUCUGUGUUACUUCUUUAUGAUUGGAAGUUCCAGUUUAAAAGAAAUGUAAUAUGUUCAUAUUCAUUACAGGUUUUUUUAAAAGUACAGCUUCUGAUAUCAGAUAACAGCUUAAUGUUACAUAAAUUAAUCUAAGCUCAGUCUCUGACCAAAGCGAUGUUUGUGGCCACUUUAUUUUUCUCUCUGUAGCCUUUAAAAAAAAGUUUCAUGUCUGUUGAAAAAUUACUGAGCUUAAAUGCAUUUUUAAAGAAGGUGAUUUUAAAGGAGAUUACUUUCUCUAAUAUUAUUUUAUCAUCAUGUUUAAGAACAAUAUCUACCCAGAAUAGAACCAAAAGUCAAUGAAGUAAACUGCAAUCCAACAUGUAAAACUCCAACAUGUUAGCUCAAGUUUCCUUGAAAAUCUAUUAAAAUUUAAUUUUUCUGAAGAUUCAAAUUGAGCCGAUACAAACAGAUUUUAAUAUUUCACCCAAGAAAUAGUUCUAAUUCUAGAAAUAUUUGAAACAGGAAUCUCAAAAUAUUUACUCCAUACAGUAAGCAGAAUGCACAGAGUAGUUGGAAGAUAGCUUUGACUUUGGAAUGGCAGAAAAUUAAACCUCCAGUGAAUUUCAUACAAGUGAGCUGUUAUUUAUUAUGCAAUGCUAAGCAGAGUAGGACAAACCCAACUAAUACUGGAAACAAGCAUUAACACACAUGUCAUACUUGGUAAUACAAAAGGAUAUAAUCAUUAACUAAUAAUCAAAUAAUUAUCUAAUAUUUAGAUUUAUUCUGUGAUGCUUCUGGUAGGAAUAUGCACUAACUCAUUAAAACACUAAUUGCAAAGUAUGCAAAAUGAUUUGCAUUUCUCUAUAUGCAUCUGCAUAUAAGUGACAACAGUAAAUUAGCAUUUUAAACACGUAAACAUUAAUGUAUUGCACAUUGAUGUCAAAACAAUGCAGGUUCCUUAAUUACAAUAAACUCAAGUAAUUUGAGGUAGUAAUCUAUAAUGUAGACCAUUUAUUAGAAUUUGGCCACUAAAUUUUAGUGCAAAACUCUUGACAGAUUUAUUUCUUUAAACCUGGCCACUGGAAUUCUUUCAAUAUUAUAUCUUUUGAGGGCUUCUGCAAGUAAGAAGAUGAUUUAUUUGUUCAGGACAUAAAUGCAACUUGAGUCACUUUUUUAAUAUAAACAACAUUAAAUUAAAUAAUUUGAUAACUUUUUGUAUGUAGACAUUACCUAAUCUCAUAACCACUUCAGCAGAACAGCAAGGUUAUAAAUAUUGGUUAAAGGUGAUUUAUUGGUCUAUUUUAUCACGCAUUCUGAAAAUAUCCACAUAUCAGCAUUAUGAAUGACGAUGCAAAUACAUUUAGUAACACUGAGAAUAUUAAGGCGCAAACAAUUUUGUUACUGCAAGUCCCUUUAUCAUGUAGGUAUGCCUUAGAAUAUAAAACACAUUUUGUAUUUUGUUGAUGCAAACCUCCUACCUUGUUUAGGCUUUCAAGAUGUACUACUGAUAGCUUUCUUCAUUGAUUUGCAUUAUGUUGUCAAUUUUUAUAAUGGGAAUUAAUCAUUUACACUGUAAACAGUAAAAUUCUGUGGGAAUAAAAAUGUGAUUCUAAUGAUCUCUUAAUAUAUCACCAUUUAAAACACUAUCAGUAAAAUAAAACGAACUUGUGUAACCUCA